AUGUCACCUAUCACGUCGUCCUUGAUGGAGCUCAUCAUGCGUGCGGACACAGGAAUUGUUGCCUUCGUUGCUGGCAGUCUCUGCUAUAUCGGAUACUUCUUUCGUGGUGAACAUCACAUGUAUGCCUUUGCGUACAUACAAGCCCAUACUGCGCUGUUUGCAGCUUGCAGCUUUCUAUUGUAUCGACUGGGGCUGCCGCUGGUCAACGCCGCACUACAGACACUUGUGUACGAUGGCUUCUUUCUGGCCGGUCUCUUUGGGAGCCUGUUUGUUUAUCGAGCCUUUCUGACCCCCCUCAACGCCUUCCCUGGCCCCUUCACUGCCCGGAUCGCUACAUUUUGGAUCGUCUUUCGCAUCAAGAGACUGCGAAUGUUCAAAGCCUUCGAGGAGCUGCACCAGCGAUACGGCUACUUUGUGCGCGUUGGCAGCCAGGAGAUCUCCAUCACGCAUCCGAACGCGGUUGUGGACAUCUUUGGAGCUCAUUCAGAUUCUGUUCUUCUCCGCCGAAGCUUUGCUAAGCACUCAGAGCGGCGAGCCAUCUGGACUCGUGCCUUUUCUGACAAGGCCGUCCGAGGCUACGAGUCCCGUUUCCACCCGUACAGGGCAAAGAUGCUCGCCAAACUCGAUGAGCAAGCCGGCCAACCUGUCAAUAUCGCCCACUGGCUGGGUCUGUACUCCUGGGACACCAUGAGCGACCUGUCGUUCGGGCAUUCGUUUGGCUUGCUAGAUUCAGACAGUCAUCAUUGGGCCAUGGGCGUCCUCGACAAAGGGAUGAGCAUCAUUGGCCGUCAUUUGCCCAUGUGGUUUGCUCCAAUCGAGCCCAAGGUGCCAGACGUCAUGAGCACCCUCUUUGCGCCUUACAAGACAGGGGUUCUGCCUUUUGACGACACAGCGGUGCAUUUGCUCGCUGGAGAAGCGCACUUACUUGUCAACGCGGGAAGUGACACUUCCCGAAUCACCAUGAUCUGCGCCUUGUUUGUACUUGCGAAACAACCCGAUCUCGCCCAGAGGCUUCGGGAAGCAUUGAGACCGCAUGUCCCCCAGGAUCCCGACGAGAUGUUGAUGGACGAUAAGAUCAUGAACCUCGACCUUCUGAACGGUAUUGUACAAGAGGCCCUUCGCCUGUACCCACCAAGCCCGAGCCAUCCUACCCGGGUGACUCCGCCCGAGGGUGCCAUGAUCGCCGGUCGUUUCAUCCCGGGCAACACGCAGGUUAUGGCCCCACAGUAUGUCAUUGGACGUGACGAGCGCAUCUUUCCCCGCGCAAAUGAGUUCAUACCCGAGCGCUGGUACAGCCUUACGGAGUUGGUCAAGGACAAAACUGCCAUUGCGCCAUUCUCACUGGGCCCCAUGAAUUGCGUGGGGAAGCGCCUGGCGCUGGCCAACAUUCGAGUCACUUUGGCAUCGUUCGUUAUGCGGUACAACCUCAGCUUCCCCCCGACUCAAUCCGACUCAGAAGCCCUUUUUGAAGACGGCUUGUAUGAGCAUUUCAGCCUCCAGUCCGGGCCCUUGAUGCUGUCCUUGGAAAAGAGACACAAAGCAAAGGACGUGGAGAGAGUCAAUGGUCCCCUUUAG
Emericellopsis cladophorae is the source of this 1575-nucleotide messenger RNA. RefSeq lists its product as uncharacterized. Bases 1 to 1575 code for a protein of 524 amino acids. Lineage: Eukaryota; Fungi; Ascomycota; Sordariomycetes; Hypocreales; Bionectriaceae. The transcript has 5 exons. The record is from RefSeq and is a predicted model, not a curated record. Gene Ontology annotation, molecular function: oxidoreductase activity, acting on paired donors, with incorporation or reduction of molecular oxygen; heme binding; iron ion binding.